Molecule: messenger RNA, 5787 nt
Organism: Micromonas commoda
Lineage: Eukaryota; Viridiplantae; Chlorophyta; Mamiellophyceae; Mamiellales; Mamiellaceae
Exons: 2
Coding region: 1-5691 (1896 amino acids)
Molecular function (GO): protein binding
Source: RefSeq, a predicted model, not a curated record
AUGAGAAUAGUAGCGGAGGGCGUCGAGGCUCUCGCCGCGGCGUGCGCCGGUGGGCACCUAGAAAAGGUGGAGGAGCUCAUAGCCGCCGGCGUCGACUUGAACGCGGAGGACUCGAUAUUCGGAACCCCGCUGGUGGCCGCCGCGAGGGGCGGGCACACCGAGGUUGUCGCCGCGCUUCUCCGCAAGGAGGAGGUGCUGCUCGACCAGCACUCGCAGAGGGACACCCCGCUCACCGCGGCGGUGAACGGCGGUCACAUGGAGUGCGCGCGGAUGCUGCUGGAGCGCGGUUCGGCGGCCGACAAGGCGCUCGCGCGCAUCCCGCAGCUACCGGACGACGGGAAGUGCGCGCACGGCCACAGGAUGCCGAGCGACGACCCCCUCACCCUGGCGUGCAAACGGGGCGACGUCGAACUCGUCAGGCUCCUGCUGCGGCACGGCUCGGACGCCACGGGCGGCGGGGAGGGCACGUGCGAUACGCCGCUGACCGCCGCCGCCGCGAACGGCCACGCGCACUGCCUGAGGGAGGUGAUGGCCGCGGGCGCCGACGUGGACGCGGUGGCCAGAUGGGCCGGUCGAACCGCGCUCGUCGCCGCGGCGGAAUCCGACUCCCAGUCCGCGCUCGAGUGCUGCGAGAUCUUGCUCGAAGGCGGCGCGGACCCAAACUUCGUCUCAUCCGGCGUCGUCGGGCGAAGGCUCGGGUACGGCGCGGUGCACGCCGCCGCCGCGCGCAUGGACGCCGCCAUGGUCAAGAUGCUCAUCGCGCGAGGCGCAGAUCCGAACCGCCGAGCGAAAAACACCGACACGAAGGAGGUGAAGAGCCGACGAGCCGCGGCGGCGCAGGCGCUCUGGGGACCGGACAUCGCCGGACAGAGGCUGGACAACACGCCGCUGCACCUCGCCGUCGCCGCGUACAUCAACGAGGCGGCGAAGCGACGGGUUGCGGAGAAUGCCAAAAAACGCGCAGAGGGCGGCGACUCGGACGAAGGCGACGACGCCGCCGAGGACGACUCGGCUCUCGACGAAAACGAACGAUUCGACACCCCCGCGGAGCGUAGGCGUCGGCGCAACCUGCACGCGCGGGCGAUGGACCAGGGCGAGCCGGGCCCCGGGGAGAUGGCCGCGAUGAGGGUGAUUGAGGCUCUGCUGGACUGCGGCGCGGAUCACGGCGCCUUUGUCGUGGACUCGACUCCGAUGCACAUGGCGGCGCUCGGCGGCGCCCUCGACGUCGUCGACCUCCUCGUCAAGCACGGCGCCGACGUCAACGCCUGCGCGCCGAACGGGUGCACCACGCCCAUCGAAGCCGCGGCGAGGUACGCCGCCGACAUCGUCGUGGAUUUCGGCGAGGAGCGCGACGAACUCUCGAAACCCGUCGCCGGCAAGUCGGGCGCCGGCUCGAACAAACGAAACAAAACAGACUCGAGCAGGCACUCGCCGGGGUCCGACGAUUCCGCCGAGACGACCGAACCGACGACGAAACGCCGGGCGCGAUCCGACGUGGCGUCCGACGACGAGGAGGUCUUCUCCGACGACGACGAGCUUCGCACGUUUGUGGACGACGCGGCGGCGAUGGAGGCGCUCCGUGACGCCGCGGGUCCGCUCAGGGCGGUGAAACACCUCGCGGGUAAGGGCGCGAACGUGACGCCGGCCGUCAUGGUGGGCGCGUGCAGGGUGGGCGACGAGGACUGCGUCGCGACGCUCCUCGGACACGUCCCGGGAGGCCACGACCCCAACGUCGAAGCCGCCGAGGGAUUGAAGCCAUUCGGGGGAAUCACCGAUACACUUCUCCUCUGGAAAGAAUUGGUAUCGGCGCACGCGAGGAACACCACCCCGCUGCACGCGGCGGCGGAGAGCGGUAACGUCGCCAUCGCGCGCAUGCUCAUCGAGCGAGGCGCGCAGGUGGACACGCGCCGCUCCGAGGACGACGCCACGCCCCUCUUCCUCGCCGCGCGAUGCGGCAGGCCGGGCAUGAUCUCGUACCUCUUCUCCAAGGGCGCCGACAUAGAGGCCCUCGGCCGCACCUCCGACCGGCGCGAGGGCCACGACACCAACGUGACCCCGCUCGUCGAGGCGGUCAUGAGCGACCACGCCGCCGCCGCCGCGAGGCUCAUCGCGCUCGGCGCGGACGUGGAGGCGCCCACCUCGUGGAUGCCCCCGCUGCUCACGGCGACGCUCCGGUCCAACCCGACCAUCGCGAGAAUGCUCCUCGACGAGGGCGCGGAUCCGCGCGUCGGCGUGGGCGGGAUGACCCCGCUGGGACUCGCCGUGAUGACGCGACAGUCCGACCUCGUCAAGGCGCUGCUCGAGUGGCGCGCGGGUCCCGAGCAGGAGGGAAACCUGGCGCGGAUGAUGCUCGACGACGACGACGAGGAGGAGCAGACUCGCGGAAGAAAGAAGAAGAAGAACGAGACUGGUGCCGCGACAAAAGCCGGAACGCGCGCGCCCGACAAGGUGAACCCCGACGAGACCAUCGACGCGGCGGUGCUCGACGACGGCGAUCCCGACGGCCCGGGCGCGUGCCAGUGCCCCGUGUGCCAGCGGCGGUCGGGCUCGGGCCUUGAUCCCCUCUCGUCUCCCACGUGCCUGCCCUCGGGCGACAAGGCUCCGUGGCCGCCGUACAGCGGAGAGCGACACCUAACGCCGCUCGCCGCCGCCGCCAAGCUCGACGAUGCGGAGACGGUGACGGCGCUGAUCAAGGCUGGCGCGGAUACCGAGCGAAUGAGCGGCGGCAUGCCCCCGCUCGCUCACGCCGCGGGAAAAGGAUCGUGCUCCGCGAUCGAGGCGCUCCUCGACGGCGGCGCGAUACUCGAGUCCGCCGCGUCCCUACCCCUCGUCCGCGGCGACCAGCGCAUGCUCACCCCGCUCGGCGUCGCCGCGGAGGCUGGCGAGCUCGCGGCGGUCAAGCUCCUGCUCGCCAGGGGCGCCGACCCGAACGGUCCCCCGGGUGCUGGCAUCGAGCCCCCGCUGUGCUGCGCCGUCACCGAUCCGCCCGACGACGACGAGGGUAACCCCGUCGUGGGCGUGGUCCGCGCCCUGAUCGCCGCGGGCGCGGACCCGAACGCGAGCAAGGAGGACGCGCAGUCGCCCUACUCCCCUCUCAUGGUGGCCGCCGGCGCCGGUUCCGUCGCGGUUGUUCGCGAACUGUUGGCCGGCGGAGCUGAUUUGGAGCACGUGGUGCGAGUCACCGUCGGCGACAGCGGCGGACCGAGGGGCGGUCCCGACCGCAAGUGUCAGAUCACCGCGCUCCUCCACGCGGCGUACUGCAACGAGCUGGACGCCGUGCGGUUUCUGUUGCUGCAGGGCGCCAAGCUGGGAUCGGCGGAUCGGGAGGCGAUGUCGCUCGUGUGCGACCACCUUCGAAGCAAGGCGCAACACGGCGUGCCCGACGCGGGCGCCACCCUCUCGCUGCUCCGCCACCAGGCGGACGACGAGGCGUUCGAGGAGGAGGAGAAGGCGGAGCAGCGUCUUCGCGAGGAGCGCGCCAGGGCUGCCGAGCUCAAGGAGGAGAGAAAACGCCUGCGACAGGAAGCCGCCAAGGAGGCUGAGGUUGAAGCCGUGAAGAAGGCGGAGGAGGCGGAGCGACUCAAGGAGGAGGAAGAGAAGGCCGAGGCUGAGCGACUCGCGGCGCGCGCGGCGAAGCAGGAGGCGUACAAGAAAGAACAGGAGGCGCGCAAGGCUGCGAAGAAGGAGAAAGAGGCCAAGGCCAAGGCUGCCAAAGCCGCGGCGAAGGCAGCCGCCGAGGCUCAGGCUAAGGCUGAGGAGGAAGAAAACCGAAGGGUCAUGGAGGAGGUCCAGGCGAUGGUCUCGGACCUCGAGAUCAAGCGCAAGGCCGAAGACGCCGAGCGCGAGGCUCGCGAGCGCGCCGAGCGCGAGGCCGCCAUCAAGGAGGAAGAGGAGCGCGAGAGAAAGGAGAAGGAGGCGGAGGCGGCUGAGCUCGAGCGAAAAGCUAAGCAAAUCGCGAAAGACGCCGCCCUGGUUCGCGGCAAGACGGGCAAGGACCCCAAGGGAUCCAAGGUGGACCUGUCCACCGCGGCCGGCGCCAAGGCGCACCUGCUCGCGCGCGAUGAGGCGGAGGGGUUCGUGGGGCCGCCCACCAAGGUGACGAAGGAGGACGCCGCGGAGGCUGCCACUUGGGCGCAACCCGGCGGUUUCUUUGUGUUUCUCUGCAACGACUCGACGGAGGAGGAGUGCUACGAGCGCGCGAUGUUCGGCGCGCCCGCCAAGUUCUGGGACCAAACCGUCGACAGCGUUAAGCCCGGCACCACCCUCAUCCUCUACAACUUCGCCGCCAGGACCCUCACGGGGCCGUACGAGGCUCUCGACGCACCCAAGUGGAACGACGUCCCGGACGCUUGGCAAGGGGGCCGCGGCGCGCCACCCGGGCGAAGGCUCAUCAGCGCCUUCCCCGUGCAGGUGGCCAUCGGCGCGAGCCCGCUGAUGGAGGCGGUGACGGCGACGCUCGGCGGAGAUUUCCGGCCGUCCAUGGGGGGCUUGCCCCUGGGAUCGCCCGAUCAGUCGAGGCGCGAUAUCAUCGUGACCAAGCUUCGGCUCGCGGCGAAGGAGCAAGGCGUCGACUGCCCGACGGCGGCGGAGCGACGUCGUCGUCCGAACAGGCCCGCGGCUUCCUCCGGACUCGCGCCUCGACUCGUCUCGGCGGCGGGCGGCGCGGCGGAUAAGGCGGAUAACGCGGCCGGCGAGCAGCCCGAGCGCCGGUGGCCCGGAGAUGCCUCGUCUGAUGAUUUGACGUCGAUGGCCGGUUUGUCGUCCGACGACGGCGUCGCGAGGGCCAAGUCGAGCGUCGCGCCAAACUCACCGGGCGCGUCACCGGGCAAGGUCAUACCCGCGCCAAUCUCCCCGGGCGGCAGCGCCUCCCCCACCGCCAAGGCGCCCGGGACGUCCAAAAAGGCGGAGAAGAAGAAGAAGGAGCGCGAGCGCCAGUCGACGAUGAAGACGGUGCCCGCGCCCAUCGGACUGGUUCAGAACGGCGGCGGCUCGCCCGCCCCCGCCGAAUCGAGGGUCGUCGCGCCGUCCAAGGCUUCCAUCGCCCCGGCCGCGGCGGCACCCAUCGGCGCGGCGACCGUGGUUCCGAUCGGCGCCGGACUUGGCGUCGGAUCGGGCGCCAUCGGAGGCGUCUCUGACCCCUUCGCGAGCGCCGCCGCGGGGACUGGAAAAUCCCCCGCGACGGUCGGCGUCGUCGGCGGCGGCGGCUUGGGCGGCGACUACGGCGGAGCGUUCGGCGGCGGAUGGGGCGGUCUGGGCGGGGUCUCGACGAACCCCACCGGGGUCUCGGCGUCGUCCGCGGCGCACGCCACUCAGGGCGCGAACGACAGCUGGAACCCGCUGUUCGGCGGCGGCGGCGGGCUCGGCGGCGGGCUCGGCGGCGGCUUGGGGUCGGGCAGCGGCUUGGGUUCGGGCGGCGCGCUCGGCGGCGGCGCGCUCGGCGGCGGCGUCGGCGGCGUGUCCUCCGCGGGCGCCGGCGGUCUCUUCGGGGGAUCCGGUCUCUUCGGGGCACCCGCGCCCAACCCUUUCGCGCAGCGGUCGCCGUCCCCGGCGGCUGCGGCGCCCGCACCCCCGGGGUUUGCGCCAAAUCCUUACGCGAGAACCGCGUCGGUUGAUCGCGGGCUCGGCGGCGGCGACGACGCUCCGCAGUUCUCGCAGGCUGAGCAGAGCAAGCUGUUCCCGUGGCUGUCGUGAGGACGGCGCGAGGUGGCGGGGCGGGUGCGCUAGGAACGCGGCGAUGGAGGGACGCCGCCGCGAGGGACGAUGACGAUACAAAAGACUGCGUUUGCC